Uranotaenia lowii is the source of this 4767-nucleotide messenger RNA. RefSeq names its product histone acetyltransferase KAT7 (gene chm). Gene Ontology annotation, molecular function: zinc ion binding; histone acetyltransferase activity. NCBI's taxonomy places the organism in Eukaryota, Metazoa, Arthropoda, Insecta, Diptera, Culicidae. Gene Ontology annotation, biological process: regulation of DNA-templated transcription. The record is from RefSeq and is a predicted model, not a curated record. The coding region runs from base 285 to 3329 and encodes 1014 amino acids. Gene Ontology annotation, cellular component: nucleus. The transcript is spliced from 10 exons.
UUUGUUCGCGGACGCGUAAAAUUUUUCUGAUUAUUCCGUUUUUCGUCGAUUAAUUCCGGUAAAUCGGGUGAAUACGCUACUAUUUCGGGUACCAUUUGUGCAAGUGGUAAUUUUAAAGUGUUUGUCCGUGUUUCUGAAGUUUUCCGGUCGUGAUUCGCGUCCCGGGUUCGUCGGAUUUGUUUCGUUGUCGAAAGUGUUUCGCGUUUGUUCGUUUUAAAGCGUCUGUAUCGAUUGAUUCGCUGUUUGAAAUUUUCUAAACAUAAUUCCAAUAAGUCGAAUUUAAAAUGCCUCCACGUAAAAAGUCUACUAGCAGCACAGAGUCGAGUAGCGGUAGCUCGUCGGAUUCCAGCUCCAGUGAUAGUAGCUCCAGCGGAAGUGAUUCUGGAAGUUCCAGUAGCGAGAGUGAUUCCUCCAGUUCCCAGGAUGCUACCACAACGACGACACCACGUACCAGCAACAAUAGUUCGACGGCCAAUACUCCAAAAACUACUGAAAAGGUGGUUCGUCGUCGCAGCUCGGAAACGGUUGCUUCUAUGAAAGCUGCCUUGGUAGCUGGCGCUGCUGGUUCUGCUGCCAAAGACACAAAUCCGGCUGAUAAGUCAGGACCGGUAAAAUCGGCUGGUGCCGGUCAGAAACAACAGAAAACAUCCAAAAGUUCUAUCUCAUCCAGCGAAGAUGAUUCAGCUUCGGAAAGCAAACCGGUGGUACAGAAAAAAGUUCAACAAGCAGAAGCAGCCAAGAAAAAGGCACAGGAAAAAGCUCAACAAGCAGCCAACCCACCCCCAGUAACCGGAGGCAAAGUUCCGCCCUCGGUUAUAAAACAACAACAGCAGGCAGCCCAACAGCAGCAUCAAAGCCAACCGAAAGCUCCGAUUACAAAAGCUGCCGCCAAGGCUAGUGUCGUGGUCAAUGAAUCUCCCAAAAUGAACCCACCAAUCCCGAAAAAGGGCGGAGGAACGGGAACUGCAGCUGGACCUAGCAACACAUCUACUCCGAAUCAAAGUUCCAGCCAAACUGCAUCAAGCCGCAGUGCUGCUCAAGCCAAGAAGAAAAGCAUUUUCUCCCCGGUGAAUUCGUCGGAAUCGGAUGAUGAAAAACCUUUGGACAAAUCCGGUCCAAAAUCGGCAACCGGAGCAAGUUCUUCUGCUGCUGCAACCACAUCAUCAACAACAACUACAGCUGCUGCAGCUAAAAAUCGUCGUACGUCCAGCUCCGGAUCCGCAGCCGGGAAUUUAAGUAGUUCCCUAAAGGAUCAGUCUGGAUCGGCGGGAUCCUCGGGAGGGAACGGAUCGAAGGUUCAAACGCAACAGCAGCAGCAACAACAAAGAGGUCGUGGUCGCCCCCGCAAAACCCCUAUUGCAACGACCGGCAACGCAACAUCUACCAGCACUCCAACGACGACCAACACGACCGGUCCCGUAUCGAAACCGGUAGCCCAGGUCAAGGCACAAGUCAGCGUAUCGCCUACUAAAGCCGCAUCCGGUGGUGGUUCCUCCUCACAAAAACCUAAACCCGAAGACGAUGCUUCGUCGGCAUCGACGGGCAGUUCCAUGGACACAUCAUCCAGUGGCUCGUCGGAUUCGGACACUGAUUCGUCGGAAGAUUCUUCUCACUCGGCCAACGUGGCACCGACCGGGGCUGUCGGGUCAAAUAAUGCCAAGGAAACGCUCAAACGAAGCAACGCCGGCAUGAAACGGCAGCUGGAGAAAACUCCACAGAAAGUCGAGACUAAGGAUGCUGGUACCGAUUCCGAGGGAGAAGUUAAUAAUAAACAAACUAGAAAGCUAACAAGGUCUUCUAGCACCCGAAAGUCGAAGCAUUUACUUGGGAAGAAAGAUUCCGAGACGGAAUCCGAUGCAGAUAGUGUUAAGCGUUCUGCGUCCAAGAGUCCGGUGAAGAAGGCGCCAAUUGUUCCGACCAAGGGUAAGAACAACAGCAGCAAGAAGAAGGAUGCUGUGCUAAAGGAGGCUCAAUUUGAAGAACCAGAACCCAUCGACAAUCGAUGCCCGCUGCUAAGUUGCGACUCCACCGGUCAUCUGGGAGGGAAACUUGAGAAGCAUUUCACCUUGGAAGCUUGUCCGUUGUAUCAUAACAUAACCUCGGAGCAAACCAAGGACUUUUUACAAGAGCGAAAACAGAGAGAUGAAGAAAGGAAGAAAGCGGUUCCCGUCUAUGAAAACAGCAAAAAGAUUCAAACUCCGGAGCAGAAGAUUUACCUGCAGAAAAUCAGGGACAUGCGGGCCAAGUUCAAGCCGAACCCUCCACCGGAUGUUAAGCCGAGGCCUAUUGCCGAACGCCUUGAAAAUGAGAUCGAUUUGGAACCAUCUCUGGAAGGCAUCGUUCCGGAUUAUGAUCUGCAGCUGUUCCGCGAGGCUCAAGCCGCGGCUAGCGAGAGCAUGGAAAAUGAACUGAAGGAAAUGGUCACCGGUAAGGGAACCCGGUUCAUUUCAAUGGGUCGAUACUGCAUGAAAGUUUGGUACCAAAGUCCUUACCCGGACGAUGUGACCCGGCUGCCCAAACUGUAUCUUUGUGAGUACUGUCUUCGGUACCAGAAAUCUGAAGUUGGCAUGAAACGGCAUGCGGCCAAAUGUGUCUGGAGACAUCCGCCCGGUGAUGAGAUUUACCGUAAGAAUAAGCUCGGAGUGUGGCAGGUGGAUGGCAAACGGCACAAGCAGUACUGCCAGCAUUUAUGUUUGCUGGCCAAGUUUUUCUUGGACCACAAAACGCUGUACUACGACGUCGAACCGUUCCUGUUCUACGUGAUGACGCUGGCCGACAGCGACGGAUGUCACACGGUCGGGUACUUUAGCAAGGAGAAAAACUCAUUCCUAAACUACAACGUUUCCUGCAUUCUCACCUUGCCUCCGUAUCAGCGAAAAGGAUAUGGCCGUCUCCUGAUCGAUUUCAGUUACCUUCUGACUAGGGUCGAGGGUAAGAUAGGAUCGCCGGAAAAGCCGCUCUCGGAUCUCGGGCUGAUUUCGUACCGGUCCUACUGGAAGGACGUUCUGCUGGCCUAUCUGUGUUCCCGGCCAGGUACCACCCUGAGCAUCAAAGACAUUUCCCAGGAAAUGGCCAUCAAUUCGUACGAUAUCGUCAGCACACUCCAGGCGCUCGGAAUGAUGAAAUACUGGAAGGGUAAACACAUCAUCCUCAAGAAGCAGGUUAACUGCAACAACAACCAACCUGGUCGAAAGCAGUCUCACACGACGGACGUCCUGGAGGAGUACGAGGAACGGGUCAAGCGGCGCGGCAACAUGCCCAAGAUCGACCCGGCCUGCCUGAAGUGGACCCCAUUUGUGGCACCGACGCCCUCAUCGCCAUCUUCCUAGCGCCAGUCGUACCACCACCAUCAUCAGCACCAUCACUAUCAGCAUCCACAUCAUCCGUCGCACUACUAUCAUCAUUCCUAUCUGCAGCAGCAACAGCAUCAGCAUCCCUACUAUCGGAAUCAUAACUACUACUACUUCUACAACAAUAACAACAACAACAACAAUUACGGAGGCGUCCAAACCAUCCAUCAUAACAACAACAAUAAUAAUAACAACAACAACAGCAUCAGCGGAAAUUACAACCACAACUAAACAUGGUGACGAAUGUUGUUGGACUGUGCGUGUGUGAGUGUAGGUAAGCAUGAAAUUCGAAAAAGUCUGUCGUUCGAUAACUGCAGAUCUUGAGGAAGAUCUAGAUGUCUUUAAGUGAGUCCCAAAAUAUUGAAGGCAUAAUCGUGAGGAAGAAUUACUGAACUACUGCAUAUUUUAAUAUGAUAAGAUUAAGAAAUUUUUUCCAUAGCAUCUGAUGUUGCGACCAUUAAAUAAUGCAUUUAUCACUUAAAUAUGUAGGACGCACGAACUGUUUCUCGUAGGUAGUAGCGAUGUAUUUUAGAUAUUUAACACAAACUGGUGGCAGAUUUUUACUCUGUUUAUAUGUUUCAACUAGUAAAUCCUGUAAUUUUACCUUGACACUGAGAUUUUUAAUGUAAUUGAUGGUUCCAGAGCAUAAAUUUUAUCAAUUAAACCCAAGAAAGGCUGCUUUUAUCCUCCAUGUUGUUAGUGUCUUUUCAACACCUUGGAGUUGAGAUAUAUUUAAUGUGAAUUUUUUUCUGGGAAACGAAAAACGUGUUUUUCCAAUUGUAAGCUCAUUUUCUAAAUUUUAUGCACACUCUGUAGAAUUACCUUUUGGAACGCACUUUUAAUAUCAAAUUGAUCUUAACGUCUUAUCGUUUAAUAAUUACAUUCUUGAAAAAUUGGGAUGUAAUUAUGAUAAGUAAUUUUUUAGUGCUAAAAUUAUCACUAACCAAUGACAUUUACUAUUGACUGAUUCAAAAUACUGAUAUGGUAUCAUAACAUCAAAUAUUAAAAAAAACAUUAUUUAUAAAAACUGGAACUGUCAUCAAACUUUAUCAAUAAGCUCAUCCUACAAUCUUAGACUAUUUAGGAAAUGUUACAUCAAUCAUCCCAUAUUUAAGAAUCGAUUCCUUUCCCCUAACAACUGAUGUAUAAAUGUUGCACAAUUCAUGUAAAAGAAACUGAUUCACUGGUGUUUGUAAAUUUAAGAAUCCAAUUAUCACUAGAACAGUGGAACAUGUGGUUUAGUACUCAAAAAAAAAACCGUAGUAAUGUAAGGUUCAAGUUUCGAAUCAGCUGAAAGAAAAUCUUAGUACGUCCGAAAGUUAGGUAUUCAAUUGCUUACCGUAAGGAAAGUGUCGAAUCAUGUUUAAACUGUUUUCUGUCCUCACAAUAAAGAAAAAAACAAUGUUCUUCCUUGUAA